AUGUGGCUCAUCCAACUGGCAUCCGACCCUGGAGUUGGGCGGCAAGUCGCCCAACAUUAUCCUCUCGGACACGGACCGGACUACGCCGUGGAGACAGCCCAUUUCGGCCUCUUCUUCAACAUGGGCCAGUGCUGCUGUGCCGGCUCUCGCACCUUUGUGGAGGAUAUUUUCAUAGUUCAAUCGAUCAUCGUGCCCCGUCACUGGUGGCACUAUGUGGAGGCGACGGAGACAUCGCUCAGUCUCAACUACUGGGUGCCUCUCAAGGACGACAUGGACCUGGCCCUGGACGAGUUUCUGGUCAACCACAUUGUCGAGAGCUUUGUCAAGGGCGAAAGUGAACAGACGAAGCAGUAUCUACUGAAUCCCAAUCAACUGGAGGACAUAUCCUCGACGCCCAGCGAACUGUUUGCCCAGUUCCAGCAGGCCGUACAGAAUGCCGAGAGCGAGGAGCACAAACGGAAGCUGUGGGAAACCGAUUACUUGACUCAAUCCAAAUUUAGGGAGCUCCUUGCUAGAGUGCGUCUCACCGUUCGGCACCUGGAGGUGAUGCCCAAGGAGGAAUACAAGCUCUUGCUGGAGUUCAACUCGAAGCGGCUGCAAACAGAGACGAGAACUGCUACUGAGAGUUUGCCGAUCAGCUCCACAUUGGAACUGCUCAUCAGCAGUAUGUGUGCCCCACGCACCAUUGCGGGCAUGAAACGAGAGUUCUUUCGGAGACUAUAUACGUGA
Messenger RNA from Drosophila pseudoobscura, 729 nucleotides. RefSeq names its product aldehyde dehydrogenase family 1 member A3-like. The transcript is spliced from 2 exons. The record is from RefSeq and is a predicted model, not a curated record. Gene Ontology annotation, molecular function: oxidoreductase activity, acting on the aldehyde or oxo group of donors, NAD or NADP as acceptor. Lineage: Eukaryota; Metazoa; Arthropoda; Insecta; Diptera; Drosophilidae. The coding region runs from base 1 to 729 and encodes 242 amino acids.